Brettanomyces nanus is the source of this 990-nucleotide messenger RNA. RefSeq lists its product as uncharacterized. Gene Ontology annotation, molecular function: cyclin-dependent protein serine/threonine kinase activator activity. Gene Ontology annotation, cellular component: transcription factor TFIIH holo complex. Lineage: Eukaryota; Fungi; Ascomycota; Pichiomycetes; Pichiales; Pichiaceae. The transcript has a single exon. The record is from RefSeq and is a predicted model, not a curated record. Gene Ontology annotation, biological process: positive regulation of cyclin-dependent protein serine/threonine kinase activity; nucleotide-excision repair; regulation of transcription by RNA polymerase II. Bases 1 to 990 code for a protein of 329 amino acids.
AUGGUUGAACUAGAUUGGAAUAAUGUGCCCAAGGACAUGUGUCCUGUGUGCAAAACGGACAAGUAUCUUUCUCCCGAGAUUCAGUUUAAGAUAAAUCCCGAAUGUUACCAUAAGAUCUGCGAUUCAUGCGUUGACAGAAUUUUCUCAUUGGGUCCAUCACCUUGUCCUUAUCCUAACUGUGGCAAGAUUUUACGUAAGAACAAGUUCAAGACUCAGAUAUUUGAUGAUUUGGAAGUAGAGAAAGAGUGCGAUAUUCGCCGCAGAGUGUUGAGCAUAUACAACAAAAAGGAGCACGAUUUCGCAUCUACCGAGGUGUAUAACAAGUACCAGGAAGAGAUUGAAGAUAUAGUAUACAGGAUGUUGUACAAAAUCGACAUUGAGAAAACUGAAGAGCAGCUUAAAGAGUACUCUAUUGCCAACAAACAGUCGAUCAGAUUGAAUAAUGCAAGAAGAGACCAAGAAUAUGAGAAGUUCAUUCGUCUACAGAAGUUGGAGAAGCAGUACAAAUCGGAAAGAAUCAGGUUGAAUAGACUUAUAGUACAGGAGCAGACCAAUCUGAAGAGUUUGGAAAAGAUAAAGGCCAUGGAUCAAUUACAAGAGUCCUCAGAGGAGAAGGAUCCUGACGCAGUAAUUAAAUCCGUGAAGGAGUCCAUGAAGAAGCAAUCAAGUAAGUAUAAAAAGCAACUGGAAGAUCUGCACAAGAAAUAUAAGAGACAAAAGGAAGCGAUCAUUAAGAACCAGCAAUCAUCCUCGAAGAAGAACCAGGAUGCUGCAUUGCGGGUGCCAUUUACACCAUUUGAUGGAGACAGAUUGAGUCCGAAGCCAUAUCAUUUGGAUCCUUCAAAGUAUAAAGAUCCAUAUCUGGAAAAAAUGGUGAGUGAUGUACAGUUUAAGGCCGGUGGUUAUAAGUUGGAUGAUUACUAUGAGAGAUCGUUGAAUGAAGCAUUUACCGGGUUAAACUGCUUCAUCGAGGAGGAAAAGGUUAAUUAA